This is a messenger RNA of Callithrix jacchus (white-tufted-ear marmoset), 5636 nucleotides long. NCBI's taxonomy places the organism in Eukaryota, Metazoa, Chordata, Mammalia, Primates, Cebidae. The record is from RefSeq and is a predicted model, not a curated record.
UUUAAAAAAUUCCAAAUAUUACUCGGUAUGUAUUAAAACGUACUUCCAUCUUAAAAUGUAAAUAAUAAAGCAUGUAUAGUUACACAGUUGCUUCAGGGAGGCGGGGCACAGAUAAAAUAUCCAACAGGCUUAAUUGCUGGGACUCGGUGAAGACACUGUUCAACACUGUUCACCGAGAGCAGACAGGGAGGAGACCACCAGGGUGGGGAGGGCCCCCGUGAGCUCCCGUGGGUGCCAUCCCAGCCCCCCAGACACAGAUCCUGGGUCAGGGAGAGAGGACUUCAGGUGCAAACAGGAAAAUCAGCCUGAUGACCAGUGCCCAGAAACCCCACCCCACCCACAACUGGAACCUCGCCUUCCUCCUCCCAGCCUGCCGGAAGUAAUGUUCUCAACUUCAUGUCUCGUCUCUUUGGUUUUCUUCAUUUGUUUUUUUUUGCCUGUGUUCAUUUUAUUUUAUUUUUUGAUUGAGACAAGGGCUCACUGUGUUGCCCAGGCUGGGCUCAAGCCACCCUCCCGACGUGCCGGGAUUACAGGUGUGAGCCACCGCGCCUGGCCUGUUUGUUUGCUUUUUGAGACAGAGUCGCACUCUGUUAAUCCAGGCUGGAGUGCAGUGGCGUGAUCUCGGCUCACUGCAGCCUCCACCUGCUAGGUUGAAGCAAUCUUCCUGCCUCAGCCUCCCGAGCAGCUGCAACUACCGGCACGUGCCACCACGCUGGCUAAUUUUUUCUAUUUUUAGUAAAGACAGGGUUUCACCAUGUUGUCCAGACUGGUCUCGAACUCCUGACCUUGUGAUCUGCCCGCUGCAGCCUCCCAAAGUGCAGGGAUUACAGGCGUGAGCCACCACCACGCCGGGCUUUUUCACCAGGCUGGAGUGCAGUGGCACGAUCUCGGCUCACUGCAACCCCUGCCACUCGGGUUCAGGUGAUUCUCCAGCCUCAGCCUCCUGAGUAGCUGGGACUAUAUGCAUGCCCCACCACACACAGUUAAUUUUCGUAUUUUUAGUAGAGACCGGGUUUGCCAUGUUGGCCAGGAUGGUCUUGAUCUCCUGACCUCGUGAUCUGCCCUCUUCAGCCUCCCAGAGUGCUGGGAUUACAGGCGUUGAGCCACUGCACCUGGCCUUUUUUUUUCUUAUUUUUAUUUUUAUUUUAUUUAUUUAUUUUUAUUUUUUUGGGUUUUUUAGCACCUCUCCCAAAAAAUUUAUUUUAUUUUAUAAAGAUGGGUUUUCACCAUGAUGGCCAGGCUGGUCUUGAACUCCUGACCUCAGGAGAUCUACCCACCUCGGCCUCCCAAAAUGCUAGUGUUACAGGUGUGAGCCACCAUGCCCGGCCUCUCCCAAAAUUGAAUGUCAAGUUUGUUUUUUUUUUUUUAGAUGGAGUUUCACUCUUGUUGCCCAGGCGGGAGUGCAGUGGCGUUAUCUCGGCUCACUGCAGCCUGUGCCUCCCGGGUUCAAGGAAUUCUCCUGCCUCAGCCUCCCAAGUAUCUUCUGUCUUUUUUAAAACAGUUUUUCAGGCCCAAGUGAGAUUGAUUGUUUUUUUUUUUUAAGAAGAAAACAAAAGCAUAGUUUUAUCGGAAUACCUGUUUAUAUAUUAUUAGAGAUAGUGGUAUACCCAGGGUGGGUGUGAGAGACCAAAAGAGGAUAUGUGGUCUGCUGCUGACACUUUAAAAGCAAUCAUAGAACCGGAGUCUAUGUCACCACAUGUAAUGCUCGACAAUUCAGUGGUGAGAUGCCCUCCCACCUCGGAGAACCCUGGGGCGCUCGGACCUUCCACAGCAUGCCGCUCAGGUUGCCUGGUAGCCCCGUGGAGAUGCCACUGUGGUGUCCGUAGUUUCCUGGGACAUGCGUGGGGCCGGUCUGUGUGGCUGUGUCGGCUUGUUCGUGAUUCUGUCUUGCUGUUGCGUAAUUUGCCGGAUAGUUUACGUUUCUGAAGUACAGGACUCCAGGGCCGGGGGGCCGGCUGGCCUCGCUGUCCCGUCUCCAAAGAGAGGUGCAGCUGCCGCCUCCUGCCCGGAACUUUCCAAAGCAGGUCUGCUGUGGCACCUGUGAAACGUUUUACAGACAGCUGUGUAUGCGGGGUGCAGCCUGGACCAUUUGUCUGAGAGGCUGACCUUGUCCUCACAUUAUCCUUAUCACCCUGUCCCCAGGAAAGAGGGCGGGGAACUUCUUAACGAGCUCAUCUCAGUUCUCGCUCCCGGAUUCCCCUUGCUUACUGGGCAGGUGCCCCGGACUGGCAUUACUGCCCACCAGCUGCCCCAGGCCUGCACCUGCUAUGGGCAGGUGGAGCUGGGAGGCCCUGACACUGGCUCCCCGCCCAGAAUUUUCCUUAUGGGAAAGCGAGUUUUUGCUGUUCAGAGAAAGUUUCCAGUGACCUGGGCACAAAAGAGCUUUUAUGGAGGCAGCCAUCAGAUAAGAGGCACGGGUUGGAGUUAACCCUUUCGGCUCUGGCCAGGUAAAGGAUGGAGUGGCCAGAGGGGUUGGGUGCUGCCGUGUGCAGCAUGGGGGUUGGGGGCUUUGCUGCCUGCUCUCCUGUGUCACAGGUUAGAAUCGGAGCCACACGACCAGGGACCCCAGGAGCUGAGGCCAGCCCCACCAUUUUCUGAUCCAUAGCAGAAACGCACUUCUGCUACGCCCCCCUUCCUGGCAUUGCCCUCUGGGGUCCAGAAAGGACUGCUCGGAAAUUGCAUUAACAGUGGCUCUGGCCGGUCGGCUUCCCGAAACCCUGCCGUCUGUUCGUCACUGUGCCCAGGAGGGGCCCUAAGAUUCCUCUCUCAGGUCCCUGACCCCAGGGGACCCUGCUGUCACUGGUUGGGUGUGACCAUUAGGCUAUAGCUGCCCUGGCACCCUCUGACCUUGAUUGCAUGGCACGUCUUGCCCGUCUACAGCAGAUAUGAGAUAACAGUGAGUCACAGGGUGGGCUGGGGCUGCACUGCCCCUGAACCCUUACACUAGCCAACAGUGCCCCUGCAGGUUCCAGAGCCUUAUGUGGGGUUUCUGUAGGAGAGAGGAGGCAGGUUCCGGAGCCUUCUGUGGGGUUUCUGCAGGAGGGAGAGGGAGGUUCCGGAGCCUUCUGUGGGGUUUCUGCAAGAUGGAGGAGGCAGGUUCCGGAGCCUUCUGUGGGGUUUCUGUAGGAGAGAGGAGGCAGGUUCCGGAGCCUUCUGUGGGGUUUCUGCAGGAGGGAGGAGGCAGGUUCCGGAGCCUUCUGUGGGGUUUCUGCAGGAGGGAGGAGGCAGGUUCCGGAGCCUUCUGUGGGGUUUCUGCAGGAGGGAGGAGGCAGGUUCCGGAGCCUUCUGUGGGGUUUCUGCAGGAGGGAGGAGGCAGGUUCCGGAGCCUUCUGUGGGGUUUCUGCAGGAGGGAGGAGGCAGGUUCCGGAGCCUUCUGUGGGGUUUCUGCAGGAGGGAGGAGGCAGGUUCCGGAGCCUUCUGUGGGGUUUCUGCAGGAGGGAGGAGGCAGGUUCCGGAGCCUUCUGUGGAGUUUCUGCAGGAGGGAGGAGGCAGGUACCAGAGCCUUCUGUGGGGUUUCUGCAGGAUGGAGGAGGCAGGUUCCGGAGCCUUCUGUGGAGUUUAUGCAGGAGGGAGGAGGCAGGUUCCGGAGCCUUCUGUGGGGUUUCUGCAGGAGGGAGGAGGCAGGUUCUGGAACCUUCUGUGGGGUUUGUACAGGACACAGGAGGCAGGUUCUGGAACCUUCUAUGGGGUUUCUACAGGACACAGGAGGCAGGUUCUGGAACCUUCUGUGGGGUUUCUACAGGACACAGGAGGCAGGUUCUGGAGUCUUCUGUGGAGUUUCUACAGGACACAGGAGGCAGGUUCUGGAACCUUCUGUGGAGUUUCUACAGGACACAGGAGGCAGGUUCUGGAACCUUCUGUGGGGUUUCUACAGGACACAGGAGGCAGGUUCUGGAGUCUUCUGUGGAGUUUCUACAGGACACAGGAGGCAGGUUCUGGAACCUUCUAUGGGGUUUCUACAGGACACAGGAGGCAGGUUCUGGAACCUUCUGUGGGGUUUCUACAGGACACAGGAGGCAGGUUCUGGAGUCUUCUGUGGAGUUUCUACAGGACACAGGAGGCAGGUUCUGGAACCUUCUGUGGGGUUUCUACAGGACACAGGAGGCAGGUUCUGGAACCUUCUGUGGGGUUUCUACAGGACACAGGAGGCAGGUUCUGGAACCUUCUGUGGGGUUUCUACAGGACACAGGAGGCAGGUUCUGGAACCUUCUGUGGGGUUUCUACAGGACACAGGAGGCAGGUUCUGGAACCUUCUGUGGGGUUUCUACAGGACACAGGAGGCAGGUUCUGGAACCUUCUGUGGGGUUUCUACAGGACACAGGAGGCUGUGUUCUCAGGUCUUGUCCCCAGCCUGACUUUCACCUGUUCUUCUGCCCGGCUCAGGCUCAGGUUACCCGGGUUUUCAGCGGGAAGUGGGGGUGGAGACUACACAGGAAAUUAGAGGCCAAAAGGCCCCCCUGCAGGGCGGGAGGCAAGGUGGUCCGGCGAGGCAAGUGGUCUGAGGAAGUGGACAGUGCCUGGAGAAGGCGUGGCUCCAUCUGCCAGGCUGUGGCCUCCCACCCUGGAAGCGUGGCACUGAGCUUACAGAGGGGUCAUCAGCAGCCCCCCGCCCUGGUCCAUUUUGGCCAGUUGAGACUGUGGUCAAGGGGCCCGACCUCUCUAUGCCUCUGUCCCUGUACCUACAUCAGUGUGGCUCGAGGUGAGGAGGGUACGUGGUGGGCAGGGCCCAGCACAGUGUCUGUCGUAAGGAGUGUUGGGGGUAUAUUUGUGUGUGUGGAUCUUUCUUUCCUUGUCUUAAAUUAUGAGAACCCUUUAAGACAUGGAACAGAGUGCUGUGCAGCGUAUAAGUGUCCUUGUGAUUAUCACCGACCUCCUGUGUCUGGCAGUGCCACCCCUGCCUCCCCGCCCCAGAAGACCGGACCACCUGGGGGCCACCUGGGCCUAUGGGCCCUGAAGUCCGCGCAGAUGUUGGUGACCAGGGUGGCGUGUCAGCACCUCUCAGGUUACUCCACAGACUACUGGUGCCCCUUGUGGUCAACUUAGGGGUCCUUGCAAAGUAAAAUCGAGAAAUGCUGAGUUAAGAGAUCUCUACUGUGAGGCUGCACUGAUUUUUAAUGUGCUUUUAAAAAGACUUAUAUUUUGAGAAGGAGUCUUGCUGUGUUGCCCAGGCUGGAGUCCAGUGGUGCGAUCUCAGCUCAUUGCAACCUGCUCCACCUGGGUUCAAGCGAUUCUCCUGCCUUAGCCACUUGAGUAGCUGGAAUUACAGGCACCGGCCACCACGCCUGGAUAAUUUUGUAUUUUUAGUAGGUACGGGGUUUCACUGUGUUGGUCAGGCCGGUCUCGAUCUGCCGUCCUCAGGUGAUCUGCACGCCUCGGCCUCCCGAAGCGCUGGGAAGACAGGCGUGAGCACGCGCCCGGCAGAUGGGCCUGUUUUCCACAGGGGCAGUGCCCUCUGCGAACAGCCUUUUCAACGGGUCUGUGCCUUGCUUGUGCCUCGGCCUCCUCUGCAUGGGGGCUGCUGCCUCCCUGGCCGGGUGCGGGGCUCUCUGCACCUGCCGGCCGCCUUCUCCCCUCCCCGCCCAACUCCCCAGCCUGGCUCCCCCAACCCAGUGCCGCCCGGUGACCGCGCCCCUGUC